AUGAGCCAACUACCUAGAGCUGGCAUUGCGCCAAUCCGAAGAUCCGCAACUUUACCAUCAAAGUUCAUUUCAGAAAGACGGCAGUUCAACGAAACACCUGCUAAUCGUGACGAAUUUAAUCCCGUGCUCUUUUUCCACUCGUCCGCCAAAAUCGUCAAAUUCGCUCCCGAUGCGCCCCCUACAGCAUCACAAUCCGCACCAUCCAUCGAUUGUGACUAUCCAGUAGACACGAUCGAAACCUUGCCCUGGCGGUCGCCCACGGAAAGAACAGUUGCUGUCGGUCGUCUAAGGCUAGAAAUUCCAACUGGUCUAUCUCCCUUUCUCAAGUGUGGAAACGUCGUGCAGGCAAUACUGAAAAACUCUCAAUGUUGGUGUGUGGACGGCAAAUCGACCUUUGUGCUGCGUAUCCGGUCUUUGACUUAUUACCGCAUCGAGCUCCCAAACCAGACACCGGAAGAUGCGGACCUAAUCGAGAAUUUCAAAAGCGCUUUGGCUAAAGUUCUUCGCUAUGAAGUGACACCCUGUCCUUUUCAGCGCGGUUUUAGUGUACCACUGCCUGCGGAAGCUCAUAUACCGAAGAAGAAAAGAGCUUGGCGGCCCAAAUAUCGGCGAGAAAGCGCUCCGGCUGGAUCGGAGCUGGGUAAAUCAUGGCCAAAUGCUGUGAAUGAUGUGGACACAGUUCGACAGACCGAUGGUUUGGAUGCAUACGAUGGCGAGACUACGGACGAUAGCUCUUCCACAACUAUAACGGGUGUACCACAAUUUGAUUCUAGCCUGUCUGAUGAUUUUUCCAACAAUAGUGCGCCCGACGCGACAGAAGACCAAUUGAUCUGUUCGAAGAGAUCGGUCACGGAGCCAGCACGUUCAGUACACGACAUACUCGCUAGAUUUCAGCCGAUACCUGAAUCAGACAGCGAGGACGAUAGCAUAUCAUUCCAUUCUCUCAUGACGCAGGAGCCACAAGCCCCCCCCUCGCCAUCAUAUUCAAGUCAUCCAGCAUCGCCGUUAGAUGAACAAUCACCGGACCUUUCACUCCCACAUCAGCGUUUGCACAACCACAACAGAGGUACUUCGACAGCCACUAUAACACCCGAAUCAAUUUCUCCGGCGCAGCUUACUCCUAAUAUCAACCUAAAUCAGUCACCGUCUCCUCCACGGGAACCGAACGAACGUCAACUGAGUACUAAUACCAUUACUUCAUCUUCCUCUUCUAAACCCAAAUUGCCUGAUGUCACUGCUACUCUAGCGACUGGAGUGGAACCCUCAUGUGAUAGUCCAAGAACUCUAGUUAGAAGGGAAAAUAUUCUAAUGGAAUUGCGCCGAACUAGAUCCUUCAGAAAUCGGGAUCUCUCGCCUUUACCCCCAGCUUCCACUUUGGAGUAUCUAUCACCUCGGCCAUCAAAAACCCAGUUCGUGACUGAUGACGGCGCGCAACGAGUUGCAUCGGAUGCUACUCCAGAAACGAAGGAACGUGAUGAAGAUGAGGACAGUUUCCGGUUGCCCGACACAACCCCUGGCGCAUUCCGGCAUUCCUUACAUCUGGGAGACCCUACCAACCAUUUGUCUGAUUUAGAGUGA
Messenger RNA from Talaromyces stipitatus ATCC 10500, 1578 nucleotides. RefSeq lists its product as uncharacterized. Gene Ontology annotation, biological process: peroxisome inheritance. NCBI's taxonomy places the organism in Eukaryota, Fungi, Ascomycota, Eurotiomycetes, Eurotiales, Trichocomaceae. The transcript has 2 exons. Gene Ontology annotation, cellular component: extrinsic component of intraperoxisomal membrane. The record is from RefSeq and is a predicted model, not a curated record. Bases 1 to 1578 code for a protein of 525 amino acids.